Molecule: messenger RNA, 357 nt
Organism: Diversispora eburnea
Lineage: Eukaryota; Fungi; Glomeromycota; Glomeromycetes; Diversisporales; Diversisporaceae
Source: the annotation of a GenBank genome assembly
AUGUCAGCCAUUUGUAAUUGUUGUAGACCAAAAGUUUUAGCUGAAACAUUGAAAGAAGAAUUAUUUCCUGUACUCUUUGUUUGGAUAAUUAUUGCUGUUUUUUACACUGGUUUAAAAGUUAAUGAAAUGAAUGGAAUUCCCGCCAAUUGUCCUUCACCUGAUACAUUUGAUUAUAAACCUUCUUAUUUGUAUACAGCUUGUAAAAUUCGGUUGGCCAAUUUAAUUUGUAUGUGGUUAUUUGUAUUAUUUGGUGGAUCAUGGGUGAUAGCAGCAUGUUUAGGAAUUUUACCUAAAGAUGCAGAUUUGAAGAGAUUAACUGGAAGAUAUGAAGAAGAUCAGGAAGCUCUUCUUUGGUGA